Molecule: messenger RNA, 1650 nt
Organism: Branchiostoma floridae (Florida lancelet)
Lineage: Eukaryota; Metazoa; Chordata; Leptocardii; Amphioxiformes; Branchiostomatidae
Product: RNA exonuclease 1 homolog
Exons: 2
Coding region: 33-1040 (335 amino acids)
Source: RefSeq, a predicted model, not a curated record
AGAUCAGAUGGGCGGAUCACCCCUACGUAUGAAUGGUCUCGUCCAGACGCCAUAGUAACCACUCUGUUGAGAAACGCAAGAUGGCGGACAGCGAAGAUACUGCAGCGGACACUGCAGAAGUGGACCCAGAAUCAGGUCAGUCUGAGACUAGUGCCGCCUCAGGUAAGGCAGACGGUGUGCCAGUACGCAAGUCUAAAAACCUACAGGAAGCAACUCAGCAUCUGAAGGAAGAGGCUCUACGUCGCUUUGUCCUGAAAGGAGGAGAGGAGGAGCCUACAGAAAAGGGCCCUGCUGGUCCUGGCGAAGAUUCAACUAUGCUGAAGAGUGGCAGUCCUAGGGAUGGGAAUGACCAGAGCAGCAAUGCUCAUGCUCCGUCUGCAGACAAAAGUGCUGAUGGCUCACACACCGUAGACAACAUCAAAGGUUCUGAUGCUUCAGCUGACAAAGGUUUCGAAAGUAUGCAAGAAAAUGGCCACUCAGACGAGGGUGCUCUUCAGUCCCAUACAGUCAAUGAAGGUACAGAAGGUACCGUCGCCCAUCAAGAUACCCAUGUAAUCAACAAAGAUACCAAUGAUACCUACGCUAUCCAAGAAGAUGAUGCCCAUACUACUCCACAAAGUGGUGUAGCAGUACCUGCUCCAGUGGAGGUUCCUGCUGCAGAUACUGGCACUUCUAGCAGUUCUGAUAAGCAGGAUGCAACACGUAUGGCUGGCGUUUCACAGCCACCAGGAAAGUCAGGCCAGUCCAACGCCCCAGCAGAUGGAAACACUGAUGUUGUAUCUAGGAAGGAAGAAGAUCCUGGGGCUCCCAGCGCUCAGGAAAACCAGGACGGAAGUACGGCCCCGCAGCAGCAAACAGGUUCCCUCUCACAUGACAACCACCCAGAGACGAUUCCUGCUGGUAGGAUUUACUGGAUAGCCAAUCUCUGCACAUACGGAGCUGAAUACGCACUAAUCACUGCACCCCAAUCAGCAGCAUCACAAUCUGCAUGCCUCCCACUUUUGCGCACUAAUCAUCCCAAUCCUUGUGCAAUAAAUUGAUUUGUCGCAUGGUUAAUAUUAGCAUAAGUUGCAUGAAAUAUGAUCAUAUGGUCAACUUUGGGUACCUGGUGCAAUAUUUUUCUAUGGUAGUUGUACUAGAUUCCUGCCUAAAAUUCCUUCACAACCUAGUCUAAGCAUUCCCUUCUAAGCACCCCUGCACCCACAUUCAUUAACCUGUCACGAUCCACUUAUCAAUGAACUCUACCAUCACCAGCUAUCACAACUUAUCACCGUUCUCAAUGCUACUGUACAUGUGCCACAAAACAAGCCUUAUGUGCAAGUCAUGUGCAUUGCAUUUUAUCCACUUUCUUCCAGUGCAUGUUAAACAUAAGCAUGACAAGCCAUAUUAAUAUUCAAUAUUGUCGCAAGUGCAUGACUCAACUACCACAGUCAAACAAGUAACACUAACAGAGAACAAAUAUGCCCCCUUCUUCCCAGUUCCAGACAGUGUUCCUCAAAUCCCCAAACUUUAUUGAAGCCUGUGGAGUCCGCAAUUCAUUUCCCUUCUCCCUUACCUUAUCUUCCCUUGUACAUGCAUUUUCAACGUUUAUAGGAUAAACACUGUGGUUGUUAGUCAUCCUUAUUAGUCACAUAUAAUGAAUGUAAAAUG